Letharia lupina is the source of this 3267-nucleotide messenger RNA. RefSeq lists its product as uncharacterized. Gene Ontology annotation, biological process: protein phosphorylation. The record is from RefSeq and is a predicted model, not a curated record. Lineage: Eukaryota; Fungi; Ascomycota; Lecanoromycetes; Lecanorales; Parmeliaceae. The coding region runs from base 1 to 3267 and encodes 1088 amino acids. The transcript has 4 exons. Gene Ontology annotation, molecular function: protein kinase activity; ATP binding; protein binding.
AUGGAACUGCCCGCGAUGAACUCUCGCAACGACUUAAUCUCUUUCCUUGCAGUAGCUCAAUACUACGAAAUCGACAUCGUAUCUCUGACAUGGCAGCAAGGUCGGGGCCAGUUAGGGAUAGGUGGUACAUCGGAGAUAUGGCAGGCGAAUUACAGCAAACGAAUGGAUUUUGUAUUCAAAAGAAUGAAAUUUGCGGAUACGGACGAAGAGAAAGGCUUCAAUGCCUUGGUCUCGGAAAUCUCGAUCCUGAGUCAUCCUCUGAUCCGACACCACCAGAACAUCGUGAAGUUGGAGGGAAUUGGUUGGGAUAUUCCUCAACAAAGUCACAAGGUCUGGCCAGUAUUAAUCCUAGAGAAGGCUCAAUUGGGGGACUUGAGAUCUUUCAUGUGCUCGGAACAGGGGAGAUCGACGACCAUGCGUGAAAGACUUGAACUCUGCACUGAUGUAGCAAGCGCAAUAAUAGCCAUGCAUUCGAAUUAUAUGAGUCAUGGUGACAUCAAACCCGAAAAUGUGCUUAUCCACAAGGAUGGCAUUGGCGAGUUGCAUGCGAAGUUAGCAGAUUUCGGCUACGCGGGAUGGGCAAUAAAGAAAAUGGAAGAUGUGUUGAUCAAGCCGCCUAGAUCACGGCCGUGGGAUCCUCCCGAAUAUCACCACCGUGGCUUUACAGUCUUGGGAGCCAGAAAAUUGGACGUAUAUUCGUUCGGUAUGCUAUGUCUCUGGGUUCUUUUCUUCGACAGGCCAUUGGAUAGCGAUUACGUUCCCACAGCAAUAAGGAAGACUCAGUUAUGCACGUUUCAUGAUCCGAAGUUGCUAGACAGCAUGAAGCACGAAGGUACUCUAGGAGAUUUUGCUGGCGGUCUUGUCAGAUCAGUGGCAAGCUUGCCUGCCAAGCAGAGGGAAAACCUAGAACGGUUUUUCUUGUCAGCUCUUGCACGUGACCCUGCUAAGAGGACUAUGAAGUUCGAGGACUUGGCGUCGCUUUUGGGUCCUGGCUGGCAGCCCGGUCCGGCAACAUUGGAUACGGACCAGAUGGAAAUUGAUCAUUCUAGUAUCAAGGUCGAAAUUGCCAAAACCUUUUACUCCUUGAUGAGAGCACAUCCUCGUGUGCGAAGUCACAUCUUUGAGUGCAUUCAUGACCAAGCCCAAGGCGGUCUUUUCGAGAAACAUCGCCUCAAUGCAGCUUUUCAGCUUGCAUUCUGCUACAAGACGGGGUUCGGAACACCGUCAAACGACGAGUUGUCUCAGAUUUGGGUGAAGCGAGCUCAACGUUGUGCCCAAGACCUCGAUGAGGAAGUGGAACUGGCGAAGGGAACAAUGAACAGAGGAAAUUACCGCAAUGGCGAUUUUCAAUCCCUUGCAUACAGCGGUCUGUUAUCGGAAGCGAGUCCUAUCAUCAGGCCCAAAGACGAUGAGCUGACCAUAGCUAUGGCGGACUGCAAGAGAGAGAUACGGGAUAUGGAACUCGCAUUCGGCAAACACAACUGCUCCGUUCUCGAACUAAAGCUCAACCAAGCGUCUAGGAUGGAAGCCGCAGGGAAGUACAAGGAAGCAGAAUCUUUGCGAGUUGGGCUGCUACAAGAUCUGAGAGAUGAGCCGGGUUCUCUUCAACUGUCAGUGCUCGCUGCUUCGACCAGUGCAUGGAGAACACUCGAAGUUGGGCGAUGGAGGAACCACGAGGGACCACGCAAACCUCCACUGCAGCUGGAAACAUCUGACUCAGAGGAGCCGGCUGUUCUCAUCGAUAUCAUGGCAUGUCUGAACGAUAGGAUUCCGGAAACGGCCCAACUGUUAUUUCAUUUGGGUGUCAACUAUGCAGGACAGGGACGUUGGCAAGAGGCAAAAUGGAUCUUCCUACGUUUGACACAGACGAGAAUGGAAAUGUUGGGAGAAAGCCAUCCAACCACGCUCGUUUUGACUACUCGUCUAGCAUCAACGUACAGCCACCUAGGACAGUUGUCGGAAGCAGAGAGGAUCUACAUCCAUAUCUCGGACAUUUAUACCUGGGUCCUUGGCGAAAAUCAUCGCGAUACGCUUUCGACCAAAGCCUUCUUAGCUGAUGUCUAUGUAGAGCAAGGCCGUCUGGACAAGGCAGAAACCCUCAUUACAAAGGUUCAUGAAGCACAACAAGAAGUUCUCGGUAAAGAAGACUUUCGCACUUAUGAUAGCAUGGAAGUUUUGGCUGGCGUUUAUCUAAGCCAGGGUCAUUACAACGCCAGCGAAGCUUUAAGACGCCAGGUCAUUGACUUCUAUAAAGGUAGCCUUGGGCCAGAUCACCCGGUCACCCUGUUCGCGAUGAGCCAGCUCUCCGUAACGUUAGCGAAGCAGGAGUGUUGGCCGGAGGUCAAGAAGAUAACGAUGCAAGUUUUAGAACGGAGGAAAGAACUCCUCGGUCCCGGGCAUCCGCAAACAUUGACUAGUAUCGAUAAUCUCGCUACUGUGCAUGCCAGGCAAGGGCUCUUGCGAGAGGCAGAGACAGGAUUUCUGGACGUGAUAAAAGGCCAGAACAAAAUAUUCGGUGAGAGUUCCUCACGCUCUCUAGAUGCAAUCCAGAACUUGGCUACUCUUUAUGGGAUGCAAGGACGUCUAAAAGAGGAGGAGGCCUUGCUCAUGAAGCUGAUCGAGAGAAGAAAGGACUGUUUGGGGGAGGAGCAUCCGAGCAGCCUUAUAUCGAUUGAACGUUUGGCUUGGAAUCUUUUAUGUCAGUCACGUCCAAGAGAAGCCGAACGGUUGUAUUUGCGGGCAGUAUUUCUUGGGAGAAGGGUGCGAGGGGGAAAACAUCCAGAUCAACUACUCUCGGAAUCCGGCCUAGCAGAAACCUACCUCAAACAGCUUCGAUUCCAGGAAGCGGAGAAGAUCAUCCUACAUGUUUUGGAACAUAUUGAUGCUGUGCUCGGUGCGGACCACCCGGAAACGAUGGUUGCGCGGGUGCGGCUCGCAAGGAUCCUAAACGGACAAAGGCGCUGGCGAGAGUCGGACCCUAUCUUCUUGGAAGCAGUUGAGCAGAGGAAGAAAGUGAUGGGAGAUGAGGAUGAAAUGACACUCAGGGUCAUGCGCUUCUACGCAUGGAGUCUGUGGAGUCAAGGUCGAUGGCGGGAGGCCAUUCCUGGUCUCUAUCGAUCAUCCAGAGGCGUCUGCGCUGCGCGAGCAUUUGCGAGACGUCGAAGCUGGGGCUUAACCCAGGGUCUCCGCGUAUCACUGGUCGUUGCCAUAACUGCGAUUACAUACAGAUGGAGCAAAAGCUUUCCUGGGUGGGCUUUUGCGUCAUGA